UCUGUAGCUUAUCGAUGGCACGAUAUAGUAUGUCCACUGUGAAGAUAAGGUUCAGCAUGCCUUAAGUGCCUUCCUUCAGUAGUGACAGUGCGGGGACUCCGAACAGAAGGCUUGCUGGACAGAAGUCGGAUUUCAUUCAGAUUGCAGACGAUGCGGACUGCGCACGUCGUGCUGCCGCUGCUCCUGCUCCUCGGACAGAGCAGUGGCCAGAGCAGCGCGGCCCACGACGACGCCCUGCAGCAGCUCGCCGAGUCCAUCGUGUUCCCGGACUCGCUCCGGCAGCACGUGCAGCAGGUCGGCACGCAGGUGGAGGGCGUGACGGACUGCCUCGCCGGGCUGGGCCGCUGGGCGGCAGGCCUGGCCACCCUGCAGCCGUGGGCCCUGCAGAUGGUGGACUCGAGCGCCAAGCUGGUGACGGGCGUGCUGUACCUCAACACGUGGAGCAUGGGCAACUUCGACGAGUGCGUGGCGGCUGGCGACGCGGAGCUGGGCUGGACCGGCCGGUACUUGCUGCCCACGGUGGAGGUGGCGGCGAACGGGUCGGCCAAGGGCCUGGCGAUCAAGAUGGCCGUGUGCGUGCCCGGGUCGUGCCAGCCCGGCGUGCUGCGGGCGGCCCUGGCGCGCGCGGCGGACGCCGUCAACUCGAGGCUGGGCUGGGACGCGCUGCGCUGCAGCCUGGACGACAAGGCCAUCGCCAUGGCCGGCCCGGCCAGGAAGACCACCGCCGCCGACACCAUCAUGAUCUGCGCGUGUUUGGGGUUGGUGCUCUUGGUGCUCGUGGCGACCACGCUCGACUUCAGCAUGAGCCCAGAAGCCAAGAUGGCGAGGAAAAACGCGUUUCUGCUGUUGGCGUUUUCGGCGAAGGAGAACGCUCGGCGCCUGAUGACGCGUCCCUCGGCAGGGGACUUCACCUGCAUCAACGGAAUCCGCUUCCUGUCGGCCAUGUGGGUCGUCCUCGGCCACCGCUACAUCGCCCUCAUCCAAGUGCCUUUCAUGAACCUCCUGGACGGAUCCAAGCGGGCCAAAGAAAUGUCCACCAUGGUCAUCAUAAACGCCCCGCUGUCCGUCGACACGUUCUUCCUGGUCGGCGGCAUGGUCAACGCCUACGGCUUCCUCAGGAUGACAGAGCGGAGCAAAUCGUUUGACUUCAUAAUGUACAACGUGCACCGAUACGUCAGGUUGACUCCAGCCUUCGCCCUCAUGAUCGGCAUCACGGCCACCUGGCUGAGCCUGCUGAGCACCGGCCCGGUCUGGAACCACGUCGUGGGGGUGGAGAGCGAGUACUGCCAGAAGUACUGGUGGUCCGCGCUCCUGUACGUCGCCAACUACGUCAACCCGGACACCCCGUGCAUGGGGCAGGCCUGGUACCUCAUGGUCGAUAUGCAGCUGCACUGGCUGUCCCCGCUGUUGCUGAUCCCGCUGUGGAAGUGGGGCCGCUGGGGCGUGGUGUGGCUCUUCUUCGUCCUGUGCGCGUCCUGCGCCGUGCCCUUCGCCCUCACCUACAUCUACCGCCUGCCGACGCCCUUCCCCACGGAGCUCAAUCUUAAGGUGCAGCAGAGCUUCAUGCGAAACAUGUACCUCGCGACACACCCCAGGGCCACCGCGUACGUCUUCGGCACGUUGGGUGGUUACAUCCUCUUCCUCAUCAAGACGGGCCGCAUCAAACCCAGACUGACGCCGACGCUCGCCGGGUUCGGCUGGGUGUUCAGCACCGUGUUGUGCGUGGUCGUCAUCUUCUCGGCACACCCCUUGAUGGACACGAAGCACCACCCCUACAACGUGUGGGAGGCGGCCUCGUACGCGGGGCUGUACCGCCUGGGCUGGUCCCUGGGCAUCGCGUGGGUGGUCUUCGCCUGCAUUCUGGACUACGGAGGACCGAUUAAUGUGUUCCUGUCCUGGCGGCUCUUCACCGUGCUGGGCCGUUUGACGUACGGGAUCUACCUGACGCACAUGGCCGUGCAGCUGGUGGACCACGGCACCAUGCGGAGCCCCUUGGUCUUCUCGGACUUCUCCAUGGUUGAAGGGAUGUUUUCGGACGCCCUCUUUGCCAUAUUUUUCGGCUUCUGCUUGUGUUUGGCCGUGGAGUCGCCCAUAUCAGCCCUAGAAAAACACUUCAGAACGACGAAGAAAGGAGUGGCCAGUUUAUCGGUCUCCAAAGAGCCCCUGCCAGUCGAGCAAGACGUCAAAGACCCCAUCCCAGACGAAGAUGAGACAUUAGCACGUGCCGCUUCAAGCAGGGCUGACGCGGAGUCUGGUCCAAGUGUUUCGGCCAAUGGUUGAUUUAACAGACCCAAUGUCCAGUCCAGAUGAGCCUUGGGAUUCGUUUCGCUACAUCUUAUAAGGGACCUCACACUGUAAGUUUCUAUCCUUGCGUCUCUUUCGCGUAAGAAUAGUCAACUUCUGUAGAGAUUGGAAAAUGACAUUCAAGGCCUAAUUUGUCGCAAAAUUAGCUGUGAUACAAUUUUGAUGUUUCUAUCUGGUGGCACGCACUUUACGAUGUAAAUCGGAACAAGGCGUGUUCAAGAAAUGCACUGAGAAGGACAGAGUGAUGAUCACUCUUCCACUGUCAGAGUGUACUGAGUACAUUAAUAAUAUUUUCUGUGUUUCCACCAUACAUGAGCCAUAACCAAUGAUAUUUGAAACGACUGUUAUAUAUAAUGAGUCUGUAGAGUAAGAGCAUACGUGCUACACGCUCAGACUGUUAUUGGCUUUUUGUCCUUUGUUAAAGAGUUUUUUACACAGCAAUAAAAGGUACUAUUUCCUCAAUAUUUCUGUAAGAUUUUGUUCGCUGCAUUGACUUAAAUUCAAUUUGCUAUUGACAAAGAGUCACUGAUUGAUGACAAUUUAGCCUUUCUAGUGAACAAUAUUGUACAUGAUUUCAAAGGAAAUGCUACAUAUUAUUGCUGCUUUAAAACAACGUAAGCAAAAGACAAAAGGUCAAUGAUGGAGAGAAAACAGUCAAUCCGAGUCUGAGAGUGUAGUUAUUAUGCAAAUGAACGUAACCAACUGUGCUUGCAAUUUAUAAUAACUGUGAAAGUGAGACCAGAUGUUUCAACUGCAUGCACCAGCUUUGAGGUUUACAGGAGUUUGCUUUAUAUUAGAUCUGAAUAAAUCUUAGUAACAGUAAAA
Messenger RNA from Thrips palmi, 3129 nucleotides. RefSeq names its product nose resistant to fluoxetine protein 6-like. The record is from RefSeq and is a predicted model, not a curated record. Gene Ontology annotation, molecular function: acyltransferase activity, transferring groups other than amino-acyl groups. The transcript is spliced from 14 exons. NCBI's taxonomy places the organism in Eukaryota, Metazoa, Arthropoda, Insecta, Thysanoptera, Thripidae. Bases 151 to 2280 code for a protein of 709 amino acids.